This is a messenger RNA of Closterium sp. Naga37s-1, 906 nucleotides long. The record is from the annotation of a GenBank genome assembly. Lineage: Eukaryota; Viridiplantae; Streptophyta; Zygnematophyceae; Desmidiales; Closteriaceae.
AUGUCACCGCACUGUGCCGCACUUGACCGCAGAUACCUCUUUGAGGGCAAUCUGACAGGGCCCAUCCCCGAGUCAAUAGGAGCGCUCACCAACCUGCACGAUCUGCAGGUGUGCAGUGACAGCCUGAGUGGCACCAUUCCCGUCGCUAUUGGCAACCUCACCGCACUCACCAACCUGUGCAGCCAUUCUCCCGCCACCCCCCUCUCUCCCUUUCUCCCUCCACCCACCCCUCUUCCGUUCCCCCUCGACCCCUCCUCAGUCCAAUUCCCCCUUCACCUCCCCUUUCCAAUUCCCCCUCCACUCGCCUCUCUCCAAUUCUCCCUCCACCCAUCUCUCUCCAAUUUUCCCUCUUCCCCCUUCUCUCCCAUUCUCCCUCCACUCCCCCCUGGAGCUGAAGGACAACAGGCUGAGUGGCACCAUUCCCUCCUGCAUCUGCAACCUCACCGCACUCACCUUCCUGUGCGGCCCAUUCUCCCUCCACACCCUCCCUCUCCACUUCUUCUUUCUACCUGCCUCUCUCUGCUGAGCAUUGAAAGGGUGCCCCUCUCUGCCUUCUUCUCCUCUUUCCCUCUUCUCCUCCUCCUAUCCUUCUCCUCUUCCCUUCUCCUCCUCUUUUCCUUUGACCCCCUACUUAUUUUCCCCUCCCCUCUUCUCCUUUAUCCCUCUCCCCCUGUUCUCAUGUUUUCCUCCUCUUCUCUUCCCCUCUUCUGUUCUCCUCUUUUUCCCUUCGUCUCUCCGUCCCUCCAUCCAUCUCCAUUCACCCACCUGUCUGCCUUCAGGGAACUAAGCAACAACAGCCUUGCAGGGACGAUACCGGCUGCAAUCACCACGCUCACUCAACUUCAACACCUGUCAGUCACUCUUACCUCUCCAGCUGCCAUCACCACACUGAAAGGUCAUCUCUGA